Molecule: messenger RNA, 393 nt
Organism: Necator americanus (New World hookworm)
Lineage: Eukaryota; Metazoa; Nematoda; Chromadorea; Rhabditida; Ancylostomatidae
Exons: 3
Coding region: 1-393 (130 amino acids)
Source: RefSeq, a predicted model, not a curated record
AUGCUAAACGCGUUCAAGGAAUUCUGCCAACGAGAUGGGGAUGUAUUCGCUGCAGGGAUGGACCAGCUGAGAGCUCAGUUGGAUACGGCUGAACGGUAUCUAAGUAUCAUUGCUGCGUGUAAUGUACAAGGUUUGAAGCGUAUCAUCCCGGAUCGGCUAAUGGAACAUCGCGAAGGAACCACCUGUGACGGAGAAGCCGGUUUCGCCCUGGAUAUGAACAGAAGAAGAAUUGCUGCGAUUCGCACAUCAGCCGGAUGUACUACAUCAUUCGAAGUGGCAGCUGGAGUGGGACAAGAGGCUGUAGAAGAACCUUUUUCGUUUAGUUUGCCAUCCAUAACAUCAUGCGAAGAACAGUACAACAGUGUCCCGUUGAUGUCGUUUCAGCAUCAUUAG